AUGAAUACAGCAGAAAGACAAGAGAGUGUUCCUUUGAACAUGCGAUAUCUAAUAUUAGCCGCCUCUUUUCUGUGCCUUCCCCUUUUGGUAGCUGAACAGCGUCUUCUUAUGGAGAGAGAAAUACUUUGCUCUUUCGUAGGGUAUAUGGCAGGACCGUAUCUAGCCCUGGCUCCUCUUUCCUACAAAAUUCGAUUUAUGAUAGGAAGCGCGUCAGGCGUGGUCCCAUACCUCCUCUCCUUCAAUAUGUACAUGCGCGCCUUCUUCCUAGGUCUUAUUGUCUCGUAUUACCGGAUGGUGAUUGAUUUGUUUUGUUCAGCGCUGUGUGUGAGAACGAGAAAGAAAACCGUGGUAGUUAUGGCAAACCUAGUGGCUAGCUGGAUAUCCUUUAUCACCUUCUUUUCUCUGCACUUCUGCCCGUCUUUGGCCAGUUUUAUAUGUACUCCUGUUUUCUCUAUUAUUUUUGCCUUCAUUGGGACAGCUGUUUCAUACAUGUACAUCAUAGAAACACCCGAGGAAAUAUUCCACAGAUUCAGAGAGAAUUCAGAGAAAAGCAGUGCAUACGAAGAUCUGUACAGCUGCAUCUCCUAUCUAAACGGGCCUGAUGCGCCUAAGCCUGAAGAGUUCAGAGAAGAGUACAAGGUUUUCCUAGAUAAGAAAAAUCAGCUGGAAGAAAGUUUUACUUUUAAGGAAAAACUCUCCGCUAUUUUCAUAACUGUAAAUAUUUCCUUUAUCUACAUCGCAUUCCAGAGGGCAUCUGGAGUUGAGAACAGGUAUUCGCUGUACCGCAUAUUCCUGGGGGCUAUGCAUCUCUUCUCCUGGUCCUUUAAGUAUUAUACAUCCAGCUCCAGCGCGUUCUAUGCAGCCGUAAUACCUCCCAUGGCUCUAUACUUUGUUUGUGUUAGCACCAACAACACACAGGACAUAUUUCUUGUCUUCAUCAUGCUUCUGGGAAUCAACUUUGUUCCCAAGACCCCGCACGGGUACACUUUAACGCCCAUUGACAUCGCUUUUUCUCGGAGCAUCCAGUACUUCUUUGUUCUUAUUUCGUUUUUGAUUAUUAUGUUUGCUGCUCUGUGA
Messenger RNA from Nematocida minor, 1077 nucleotides. RefSeq lists its product as uncharacterized. NCBI's taxonomy places the organism in Eukaryota, Fungi, Microsporidia. The record is from RefSeq and is a predicted model, not a curated record. Bases 1 to 1077 code for a protein of 358 amino acids. The transcript has a single exon.